AUAUCCCAGUGUCUGCUGGCAGUCAAGCCCACGACGGGUUCAGCUAACGCAAUCCGUCAACAUAAAUACACGGAAAUCUCAGUCUUAACCCAGAAGCGAAUAGAUUCAUACACAGACACCCUCUACCAACAUCAAAGAAGAACAAGAAGAAGAACAACAACAAGAUGUCGUGGCAAGCUUACGUUGAUGACCACCUUAUGUGCGAUAUCGAAGGCAAUCAUCUCACCGAUGCUGCCAUCAUCGGCCAUGACGGCAGCAUUUGGGCACAGAGCUCCAACUUCCCUCAGUUGAAGCCUGAAGAAGUCACUGCUAUCAUGACUGACUUUGCUGAACCUGGAACACUUGCUCCAACUGGAUUAUAUCUUGGGGGCACAAAAUACAUGGUAAUCCAAGGCGAGUCAGGAGCUGUCAUCCGAGGGAAGAAGGGACCUGGAGGCGUUACUAUCAAGAAGACCGGUCAUGCCUUGAUCAUUGGUAUUUAUGAUGAGCCUAUGACUCCUGGCCAGUGCAACAUGAUAGUUGAAAGGCUUGGAGAUUAUCUUAUCGAGCAGGGUCUUUAAAACACUGACCUUGUUGUUCAUCUCACAUUUCUUGGCCUCUACACAGAUUUGCAUCUUGUCUUUCUUCUGCUGUAAUGUUCAGAUGCAGUCAAAAUAAUAUUAUAAGUAUUUAAAAGUCUUGGGAAACGUUCUGUGGGAGAAGGAAAUUUCAUGCUUUCGAAACUGAUGGAUAUUUUAUCAUAGUUUGCCCUUGAACUUGGUUUGAUAGGAAGUAUUAGUAUGAUUGCCAGAGUGAGGUACUCUUGUCAUACAGUGGAUUUCAUGUAAUGGGUGUUUUAAUUGAUUGGAAUAUGGUUUGGCAAA
This is a messenger RNA of Carica papaya (papaya), 863 nucleotides long. Its product is annotated as profilin. NCBI's taxonomy places the organism in Eukaryota, Viridiplantae, Streptophyta, Magnoliopsida, Brassicales, Caricaceae. The record is from RefSeq and is a predicted model, not a curated record. Gene Ontology annotation, cellular component: cell cortex. Gene Ontology annotation, molecular function: actin monomer binding.